Cucumis sativus (cucumber) is the source of this 2063-nucleotide messenger RNA. RefSeq names its product aspartic proteinase-like protein 2. The coding region runs from base 300 to 1802 and encodes 500 amino acids. The transcript has 10 exons. Gene Ontology annotation, biological process: proteolysis. Lineage: Eukaryota; Viridiplantae; Streptophyta; Magnoliopsida; Cucurbitales; Cucurbitaceae. Gene Ontology annotation, molecular function: aspartic-type endopeptidase activity. The record is from RefSeq and is a predicted model, not a curated record.
AUAGAAUGAAAAAUUUGAUGAUUUUGUGACAGAGUAUUCUAUAGCGUAAUCCUAAUUUGUUCACCGAAACUUCUGUUUUAGCUUCUUCCUCCCACCUUUCCUUUCUCUCUCUACAUUACACGACAUUCCUUCUCUCUCUCCCUCUCUCUAGGAUGAACAUCGGCAAAUUUGUGCUCCUUGGUUCUUUCUCCCUUGUUCUCUUCGUCCUUGUCUUCUGAUUUUUGUCUUCUUUCCUCUGUAUUUAAUCGCUUUCUUUGGUGGGUGGUACUCAAAUUUCAAGACGAGGGAGGGAUUCAGCAAUGGCUCGGAUUGUUUAUGCUGGAGUGUCGGUGGGUGUUCUCGUGGUGUUGCUUCAGGCUGCAAUGGUUUUGUGUGGUUUUCCGGCGAAACUGACACUAGAGAGGGCUUUUCCGACUAAUCACGGCGUGGAAAUUGCUCAUCUCCGUAGUCGGGACCGGGUGAGACAUGGUAGAAUGUUGCAGUCUUCUGGUGGUGUUAUUGAUUUUUCUGUUUCUGGAACGUACGACCCAUUUCUCGUUGGGCUUUAUUACACUAGAGUGCAACUAGGUAAUCCUCCAAAGGAUUUCUAUGUGCAGAUCGAUACUGGAAGUGAUGUUUUGUGGGUUAGCUGCAACUCUUGCAAUGGCUGUCCAGCAACUAGUGGGCUCCAGAUUCCGCUCAAUUUCUUUGAUCCUGGUAGCUCAACAACAGCUUCUUUGGUAUCUUGUUCGGACCAAAUAUGUGCGCUUGGUGUUCAGUCCUCCGAUUCUGCCUGUUUUGGCCAGAGCAAUCAGUGUGCUUAUGUCUUCCAAUACGGAGAUGGUAGUGGAACAUCAGGAUAUUAUGUUAUGGACAUGAUUCAUCUUGAUGUAGUAAUUGAUAGUUCUGUGACCUCAAAUUCUUCAGCUUCAGUUGUGUUUGGGUGUAGCACAUCACAGACUGGAGACUUGACCAAGUCAGACAGGGCAGUUGAUGGAAUCUUUGGGUUUGGGCAACAGGACCUGUCUGUAAUUUCGCAACUGUCUUCACGAGGAAUUGCACCGAAAGUGUUCUCUCACUGCUUGAAAGGAGAUGAUAGUGGUGGGGGAAUAUUGGUCCUUGGUGAGAUUGUGGAGCCAAAUGUUGUUUAUACUCCUCUAGUCCCAUCACAGCCCCACUAUAACUUGAAUCUUCAAAGCAUCUCCGUCAAUGGUCAAGUAUUGCCUAUCAGUCCGGCUGUCUUUGCGACAUCAAGUAGCCAAGGAACCAUAAUUGACUCUGGCACUACUUUGGCAUACCUUGCUGAGGAAGCUUAUAACGCUUUUGUUGUUGCUGUUACGAACAUAGUUUCACAAUCGACACAGUCAGUUGUCCUCAAGGGAAAUCGAUGUUAUGUUACCUCCUCCAGUGUCUCUGAUAUAUUUCCACAAGUUAGCUUAAACUUUGCCGGUGGUGCAUCAUUGGUAUUAGGAGCCCAAGACUACCUCAUACAACAAAACUCCGUUGGUGGUACUACCGUUUGGUGCAUCGGUUUCCAGAAAAUUCCAGGUCAAGGGAUCACAAUUUUAGGAGACCUUGUUCUGAAAGACAAAAUCUUCAUUUACGAUUUGGCUAAUCAACGAAUUGGAUGGACAAACUAUGACUGUUCAAUGUCAGUAAAUGUUUCUACAGCAACCAAGACUGGAAAGAGUGAAUUUGUGAAUGCAGGGCAGUUCAGUGAUAGUGGCUCUAUGCAGAAUCAACCUGAUAGAUUUAUUCUAAAUUUAAGCAUUUUUGUAUUGUUUGUUCAAUUAUACAUCUUCACCAGCUUCUUCCACUCAUAGCGUAUUGUUUAGAAGAUUAGAUUUGUCAUUCUUUCACUGUAUAGUCAUAGCCAUUGAGCCGCCGAAGUUUCGUUUGUGCGGCUGCUGUGCGCAUAUCGCACGUUGUCUCCUUUCUUAUUUUUAUUUUUCUUUCCUUUUUUCCAUUGGUUUCUUGCAUCAAUAUUAUAUUCUUCCACUAGAAUUUGCCAUAGCUGCAUUGUAAAUUCUUUCAGAUGAACUUAGUCGGUUCUAUACAAGUUUUAACUUAUAAGUCCUCACACU